AUUUGUCUCAAUACAUCAAGUUAUAAAUUACAUCCUUACACCUCCCAACAUAACUGAUAUAAUGUAGCUACUGUGUGCUUUGGGACACAAUAAUUGCGCUUACAUGCACAAACUUCUCGGAUUUUGAAUCAUGGCGGCCUUUUGAUGUUAGGACAGUGAUCACUAAUAUAUGAAUGGCGAAACGUAGGAGCCGAAUCACCUACGCCCCAAAGUCAAGGCGCAGAAGCCGUACAUCUGAUCGUAGUCAGUCAGCUGUGGAAUCAAAUGUACCGAGGAUAAAGGAAACAGAUGUUUUACCAUCGACUAGUCAAGAAAAGGUAAUCUCGUGGUUCAUUCUACAUUAUUCGGUUACUGAGGGAGCUUAUUUUUUCCACUUUAAUCCUUUGAAAUUCUAAGUGAAUAAUUUUGAGGACCUUAAACUGACUUCAUAGCCUUUAUUGGCUUGGUUGUGUCAGAAGGGAGUGGUGUUGUCACCCGCGGCAAGGAAGGGAGAGGGGACAUUUUGAAAAUGAGCUGGUUAUACUAUUGAAUAUCAAAAUAUUAGCGAUAGCAGUCAUGUAAUGAUGAUUGUUUUGUUUCGAUUUUAACAGAGUGAAAUUCGUUCUGCAAACGAGGAGCAUUUAUCUCCAUGCAGAAAUUUAAAGUCUAAAAGAACUGAAGGUACAGAGUUGAUUUUGUUGUCAAUGAUUGUUUAUAACAAGGUGCACUGAGAAAUGGCCAAAAAAUACUCGUUGUCCGAUCAAAACUCCUCCUCAUGCGGCAGCGAUAAUUUUUUUCAGUUUGUUUGGCUUUGUUCCCUUCCAGGUAAAUCUGGAAGAACACCCAAGAGUAAACAAAGAACAAAUCUAUUUCAUGAGAGAGGAAAAGCAUUGAGGGAUGAUGGAACGCCACAGCGCAUUCAGGAUAUAACUGUCACAAAGAGGACAUAUGCUAGAUGGAAGCCACUUUGCAUGUCAACAAAAACAUAUACUAAACAAGUCCUUGAAAACUUGAUUUUGUAAGUUAUGCUGGUUCCCUCAAAAAUAAACUGUAGGCUCAGGGGGGUCCUACACCAGCAGGAAAGAAACUUUUUAGUCAAACAAGUAGGGUCACAUUAGUGAGAGGUAACUGUCAGUGUUUUGAUAUUGAGAACUGAGCCAGAGUGCAUGUUUACUGUUCAAAAAAGGAAGGACAUCCCAAUUGUGGGUCCCGUUGAGAGUGUGUUAAUGGUCUUUGUCAAGAACUUCUAUGACCAUUGUAUAAAACCUUGAAAUUGUGAGGGAUAGUAAUGCUAACCAUUCAUGUUGAGAGUGCAAAGGCCUAGAAAAUUUUUGCAUUUUCCAAGUUGGUGGUGUUUUAAAUUAAUAAAGUUCCUCUGUUCACACAAUGAUUUCUUUUGUUUACCUUGGUUUUCCAAAAUCUACAUGCUCCACUCAAGCACUGCUGUGCCUCUGACCUUUUUUUCUGAUUGGAAAAGUUUGUUUUAAUUGGAAUAGUUAAGGUUGCUCUUGAAAAUAUUCUGUGACAACAAAUUUUAACCACAAAAUAAACUCAUUUGCAUCCCAUGCCUAAUAUGCUUGCAAUGAUUUUCUACUCUAUUGGGUACAAUCUUUAUGGCUUGGGUUAUCAAAAGGUAAUGAUGUUAAAUCUUUUUUUCUUUAUAGGAGUGUUCUGAAUGACUUUCCAGAUUCCAAGAAGAAGAGAGAAAUUCAGUUUCAUUUUCAGCAAAUAUCUGAAAGGUAAAUUUACCUUAUAGGGACUGAUCUUAGCCUUUUUUAGAAUCUAAACAUUGGCAUCAGCAUUAAUUUCUUCCACCAAUAAAAUGAACAUGAGAUUUAAACCAGAAAUUGUUUGAACAGGAUUGCGAUUAGGCUUGACAACAUCAAAGGACCAACCCAAAGAGGAGACUACACCAAAAUGGAAACUGAAUCAGUAAGUCAAGAAACAAGCAAACAAUUUUUAAAAUAAUGACUGUGAGUUAGUGGUACAUGAGUUACAUGAGUUUCCAGUGUUAUUUUUGAUUGAUUUCAACUCUUACCUAAAAAUGAUCAAAUUUUGAAAGAAUUUAAACUUUUUUUAAACACAGCAUGAAUUGGAAGAUGCAUUAAUUUCUUGUACUAAUCAAGUAAAUGCCUUGGAGAAAGAGUUAAAUGACCAGACAAGGUAAGGAAAAUUGUUCUUCCACUAUGACUACCCACAGAUACAUGUAAAUUCAGCUUAUUAAAAGUAUCCAAAAGCCUACCUUAGUCAGGCUGCCCACCUCCCUGUCUGUCUCUCAGUGUGUCUCUCUAGACAAAAUAGGUAUAGUUGGUGUACUUUGUCAUAUUGAAAUAACCAUCUUAUAUCUAGUAUGCUACAGGUAAACCUAUAGUAAGUGACACAUUAAUAAAUGGUCAUGCUGUAUUAAGUGGCCAGUUAUUGUAAUUUUCUCCUCUAUUCAUUCAUUGUGAAAAACAAAGAAAUUGCUUUCAAAAUUGAGAGAAAUUUGGAAACUUUUCACUUCCAACAUUCUCAUUCAGGCUUUUAGAACAGGAUGAAGAGAAGGUGAAAAGCUUCAGGGAUAAAAAAAACCAGCAAAACCAACCCCAGGUAGUUAAUUUCCCAUAUUUCUAAAAAUAUGUUAUUGACCGAAACAUGAAAUCAGCAAGGGCAGAUACUUGCCAGCUUUGUCUCGCAUAAAAUUUUAAGAGUACAAAGUAUUGUUGUUGUUUAUUCUCAGUCCGUAUAUUACAGCACACACACAGACACACAUAAUCAAAGGCCCCUUAGAGCUACCUCAUGGUAUGUUUUAGUUCUUCAAUUAAGUAGAAGAGAACUUUAACCAUUUGCAGUCUCCUUCCAAUAUUGCAUGAUAUCCAUAUACCCUUAAAUGACCUGGGCCCAGUUGUAUAAAGGGCAGAUAACACUAUCUGACAGAUAAAUUGCUAUCCAGUGGAUAACUCUUCACAAAAUGCAUUGUGCUAUUCACUGGAUUAUGAUAUAUCCAGUGGAUAGCAUUAUCUGGCAUUCAAACAACUGGGGCUAAAUAAUUAUUAACUUAAACUGCGUUAGCUGGAACACUAAAAAUAAAGCAUAUGCAUAUUCAGUAACAACAGACAAAAGAUAAGGUUUACUUAAAAGUCAGAUACAUUGAUGGCCAAACAGUAAAAAAAUAUCAUGGAACUGAGGCCACAUUGAUGCUAAAAAUUUGAUCUUUGCCUAAGCAACUAAUUAAAUUUAACUGUGCCUUAAAGUUCUGACUAAUAAGAUUCACAUUGCCAAACCAAUACUGAAAUAGCUCACAAGGUAAUUGCGUAAGAGAGUUAAAAUCCAGUGAAAUCUAUAAAAGCUCAAAACAAGCUAAAUCAGCUGCCAAAUCUGUGUAAAAUAUGCCAAAUUGCAGCCAAACAGAUAUGCAAAAAUCAACUUGGAGUCAAGAGUUAAAAUUGCUUAUGCAUGGCAACAAAAUGUUUCCAUAUCUAUCACUGAAACUUGUCAUCAUUGAUUUUAAGACUUUGAACCCCUCCUCAUUCUAAUUGAGUAUUCUUAUGCACAUUUCCUCUCUGUUUGUGACGAGCAGAAGGGUGUAUUUCAAUAAGGAUAGAGCAAAAAGAAGGAAAAACUAGCCAGAUCAUUUUAGCCUAGUGCCUGAGGACAAUUGCCAAUUGAUAACUCCAUGUAUUCAGGUAAAAAUUAUGGCAUUUGUAUAACCUUCCAGAUAUUUUAACAAAAGACAAUUGGAUAACUUUGGAGACAGUCUAAGCAAACCUGGUAGGGGAGGCGGGAGAUAAUUCAUUUAAUCCAAGUUUUAGUGUUUACAUUAAUUGUCUAACAGAUCAAAAAUAGAGUGAGUGAGUGAGUGGAUUUUUUCCUUCUACACCAAAACCUAACAGUAUGAGGCUGUUUCUAGUAUCUAGAAUGAAGAAGCUUUGGCAGUUGAGAAUUUAUUCUUUAUUAUGGCAAUUACCACACCAUUAUCUUUACAGGAAAUAAAGGUCAGGUUGAAGCCUAGGCUGAGAUUGAUUUAUUGAUAAAAUAAUAGUAAUAAUAAUAAAAGCAUUACUUAAAUACGAUAAAAUUACAGCAUAGCUGAUGUGGUAGUGUUUAAGUCAAGUCUAAGGAGUAAAAAGUAAAAAGAAACUACAGUUGUAAUUAAAACUACAAAUACAUGAUUAAAACAAGAAAUUUAAAGUUAUAUCCACUAAUAAAUUAAAAAGUGUAAAAUUUUGAGGGAAUUUUCUUAAUGGUUUGGCAACCAAGCUGGUCAUUCUCUCUUCAUUGGCAAGCCUUUUCCAGAGUACGGUACUCAUGUAUUGGAUGGACCGCUUGAUAUUAUCUGUCUCAGGUUUUGGAUUUUUGUAUAAACAUACUUGUUUUCUUAAACAGUACCUACUCUCAUGUUUUGCCAGUAAGUCUUCAAGAGGGCCAAGCAUAAACCCAUAACAACAUUUCUAGGCAAAAACAAGUAGUUGCUGAAGUAAAUGAGCCAUGAAGGCUCUCAUUUUUGUGGUGUUUGAAACAACUUCAGUCGGCAUACACAAAUCUAAGUGGAAAAUAAUUCUAGGGGCCCCUUGUGUGUAAUCGGUCAAGUUUAUCAAACAAUGUUUUUGCAAGAGCCCCAGAAUAUUGAUAAGUUAUGGAUGGUAAUAUUGUGUUGAAGUAGAAGUCUAUCCAAGCAUUGACAGGAAAGAAAUAAAAUGAUUUUUAAAAAUUGAGUUUCUAUACAAAAAUUUGGUCAAUUCCAAAAUUGAAAUCACUAUCAAAAUCACCACUCAAACAUCUGGCUCGGGUUGUUUGAAGGGUGGAUAACGCUAUGUUUUAUUAACACUUAUCUGUUGGGUAGGAUUAUCUGCCCUUUGAACAACUGGGCCCUAGUGGAGGCAACUUAAUUAAUAAUAGUAGAGCCAAAUUUUAUACCCUGUAGAGGGCCAAUGGAGGUGCUGUGUUUCAUUAAAAUAACCUCUGUCUUGCACAGGUGUGGUGCUAAAAAUUGUCUUGGUGCCAAUCAGUGAGUUUACUCAAAGUAAAAUUAAGAGAUGUGGCCACCAUGUUAGGGUUGGAGCUGGUUACGUAAAUAGUGAUGUCAUCAGCAUACAUUUGAAAUUCACCUUCGCAAUCAUCAACAAUAUCUGGUAAAUCAUUACAGAAGAGUGAAAAUAGGGAGUGACCUUGUGGAACACCAAAAGUAACUCUGUGUACACUGGAACUACAGCCAUUAAUGGUAGUAACUUGAUAUUGGUUGGCAAGAUAAUCCCUUAUCCACAACCAAAUGUCUCUGGUGAUUCCUAUGCCUUGUAACUUUUGAAGUAGGACAGAAUGCAAUAAGGAAUCAAACACUUUCUUAAUGUUAAUGAUCCUGAUUAUCUCGUUAUUAUCAAGUGCUUGAUUGAUUCAGUCGUUAAUUUUGUUUCUUUACUACACAGCUCCAUCCUCUGCUCCAAGUUGAGGCUCAAAACUCCUUAAAUCUACCAAGCUUGUCAAAUGAGGAGUGUAACUUAUCUACAGUGUUCCAGGCAAGUAUAUUGCCUGGCUAAUUAGUUAAAUUUUAUAAAUUUGAAGGUAAACAUUAAGUGAAAAUGUCUAGGAGUGUUGUAUGUAGGAGUGUUACUAUGGUUUAAGAAAAAGAGUUGAGUAAUGACCCUUUUAUCAACAAAAUACCCCUUCUUUUUCCUUUUAAUAGGUUGUAAACUUUGUAGAUUAAUUUAUGAUUUCUGCAACAGGUAUCCUCCAUCCUGCAAGGCAAUGGACAACGACUAGCUCAAGCACUAACCAAGCUGAAUGAUCAAACAGAAAAACUUGGCUUCAGAAACUGGCUGGAGGCUGUAUCUGAAACAACUCGUGUCUUACAUGAUUCUUAA
Messenger RNA from Pocillopora meandrina, 5816 nucleotides. Lineage: Eukaryota; Metazoa; Cnidaria; Anthozoa; Scleractinia; Pocilloporidae. The record is from the annotation of a GenBank genome assembly.